Entamoeba invadens IP1 is the source of this 3124-nucleotide messenger RNA. RefSeq lists its product as hypothetical. The record is from RefSeq and is a predicted model, not a curated record. The transcript has a single exon. NCBI's taxonomy places the organism in Eukaryota, Evosea, Mastigamoebida, Endamoebidae. The annotation marks the transcript as partial.
CGAAACUACUGAUUUUAGACCGACAAAUAAGUGUUAUCCAAAGUGCAGAUUUAAUGUGCUUGAUUGUAAAGUGUGUAGUAGUUCGACAACUUGUCAAGAGUGUGAACCCGGCUUUUUAUUAAUAAGUGGACAAUGCCAGACGUGUCAGUACUAUGGAGAGUGCUACCAAUGUGAUAUUAAUAAAUGCACGGCGUGUAGUGCUAAUUACAAAUACGAUGCUGAAAAAAUGAAGUGUGGAUUUUGUGAGUUGGAGUUAGGGUAUUAUAUUGAUGGAAAUGACUGUAAUAAGUGUAAUGAGAAUUGUACAUUAUGUACAAGUGCUACAGUUUGUACUGAAUGUAAAGAUGGGUUUUACUUGAAAGAUAACACAUGUUUGCCAUGCACAUUAAUUGGCUGUUUUAAAUGCACUAAAUUUGAAUGUCUGGAAUGCCAAACGGGGUUUUAUCUCAACGACAACAAGUUGUGUAGUUUAUGCUCUGAGUUUGGGAAUUGCAUUGAAUGUACAAUUGAAGGGUGUACUACUUGUUUAGAUCAUAUGUAUUACAACACAACAACGAGAUUGUGCGACAAUUGUGUUGAAGGGUGUGAUGUAUGUGACAACUCGUUUUCAUGUAACACCUGUCAUAACACAUAUUACCAUUACAAAGAAGAUGAAAUGAAGUGUGCCACGUGUCCAAUAGAUAAUGGAGACUACCUUAAAGGAAUGAAUUGCAAAAAUUGCAUCAAAAAUUGUUUAAGUUGUACCGAAAGUGACAAUUGUCAAUUCUGUGAAAACACUUUUUAUUCAGAUAUUAUUGAAAACACCACAACAAAUGUUUGUGUGGAAUGCACAGAACUUGAUUCAAAGUGCUUGUUGUGUUCAAAUGAAAAGCAGUGCACAACGUGUUUCCUAUCAUAUGGUGUCUUUUCUGGUCGAUGUCACAAGUGUUCAGAAGAGUAUUUUGAUUGUGAAGAGUGUAAUGAUACAGUGUGUUUACAAUGCGGAGACAUCACUUAUCUCGACAAUGGAAAAUGCAUGGAAUGUGGGUACAAAUACGCCAAUUGUGCGACAUGUAACGAGACUGAAUGUCUCAGUUGCAUAACUGAUUUUAGUUUGUAUGAAGAAAAGUGUGUUGAUUGUGUUGGGUUAUUUGGGAUGUGUGACUCGUGUUCAAGUGACGAGUGUUUGCAUUGUAAAGAAGGUGCAUCUCAGGUUGGGUACAGUUGUUAUAACUGUAGUGAAUAUAACACAAAUUGUGUUGAAUGUGACAGUUCAACGUGUUUGAGAUGUAAAAUGCCAUUCACUUUAAAUGGAGAGAACUGUUUCGAUUGUUCUGAUUUUGAGAAUUGUGAAAUUUGCAACAGCACUCACUGUAUCGCCUGUAAAAAUGGGUUUGUUAAUUUGGGAGACAAUUGUGCCAUUUGUGGAGAUAUUCCCAAUUGCUCUGAAUGUGACCAAACAUCAUGUAUAUCAUGCAAUUCAAAGUUCUUUUUGAAUAACAAAACAUGUGAAAAAUGUAUGGAGAAUUGUGAUGUUUGCAACACCAAAGAGAGUUGUUCUGUUUGUUCCACAAAUUAUACAUACAAUGAAACAUCACACAGUUGUGUCAUUUGUUCUAGUGAAAAUUAUGAACAACAAGAGUAUUGCAGACCAUGUCCAAGUGAAUGUACAACAUGCGACUCUGCUACCCAAUGCACAAGUUGCGUUGAUGGGUAUUUUGUCAACACUGAAAAUAAUUGUGUAAGUUGUCUCACAAGAAAUUGUAUGUCGUGCGACUCGAAUGUGUGUACAUCAUGCAUCAACGGGUAUUAUAUAAACAACGGAGUUUGUGAAGAGUGCUGGACAAUUGAUAAGAAAUGCACAACAUGCAGUUCUACUGACAUCUCACCACAUUGUGAUUCGUGUGAAAAUGGGUAUUGGGUUGAUGACAACAAGUGUGUGACAUGCGAAGGGUGUGGCUCACUUGGGUGUGAGUACAUGAGUGGGCUAUGUUAUAACUGCCCAAAUCAGAGUCAAGUUUUGGUGUCGGGAAAGUGUGUGACUGUAGAAGGAUGCAAAGUUGUAGAAAACAAUGAAUGUGUUGUUUGUGACAAUUUGUAUGUUAAAAUAGGGAGAAGGUGCAUUAAGACGCAAACGGAGACAACUGAAAAUGUGAUCAAAUAUCGAGAUUAUUAUGUCAGUUCUAUUGAUGUUAAUUGCACUACUUUUACAACCAAGGGAUGUGAUAUUUGUGAAGAAGGAUAUUACCACCAUGAAAGUGUGUGUAUGAGAUGUGAAGAAAUCUAUGACAAUUGUGAAAAAUGUGGUGUUGUAACUUUGAACAACUUUAAUCAAACGAUCUGUUCUAUUUGUAAACCAUCAUAUUAUCCAGAAAUAUCAUGUAAUGAGUGCACGUUGAUAAAUGGGUGUUCUGAAUGCAUCAAUUAUCUCACAAACAACGAGACUUCAACAAGAAGGUGUACAAAGUAUAUGGACAUGUUUAUCAACAACGCAGGCCAAUGUGUGAAAAUAGCGAAGUGCCUCCAAGGAGUCGGAGAGCGGUGCACAUUAUGUGAAAAGAACUACUUGGUGUCUGAAGGUCGAUGCAAGCCAUGUGGUGAUGUUGUUAUUGGUUGUAAGACAAGUACCAAAAAUGAAUGCACUUCGUGUGUGGAAGGACAUUAUAUCGACUCAAACAAGCAAUGCAGCAAAUGCUCAGUGAAUAACUGCUUUGUGUAUGCUCAAGAUGGAAGUUGUGAUACCUGUGUAACCAACACAACGAAAAACACCGACUCUUCUAAAUGCUUGUCAUGUUCCACGUUGAAAGGAUGUAAAUUCUAUGAUAACACAAUCCCCAAUAAAUGUUUGUUGUGUGCCCAAAAUUACCUUACAAAGAAUGAGUUGUGUGAGUCAUGUUCAACUCUUAACAAAUGUCUAAGUUGCUCAAAUGAACUCACGUGCCUGCAUUGUGUUGAUGGAUAUUAUCCAGACGAAGGAAAAUGCAAGUCGUGCCUCACAAUAAAUGGCUGUAAAACAUGUUCGUCAACAUCAAAGAAAUGUCACACCUGCAAAGAUGGGUAUUACCUCGACAACGAGUGUAAAUUAUGUGGUGAAGUUUUCAGUAACUCUGCCACGUGUACAAUGAAAAAAGUUUUUUCUUGUUAG